This is a messenger RNA of Hansenula ciferrii, 273 nucleotides long. RefSeq names its product non-histone chromosomal protein 6. Bases 1 to 273 code for a protein of 90 amino acids. The transcript has 2 exons. The record is from RefSeq and is a predicted model, not a curated record. NCBI's taxonomy places the organism in Eukaryota, Fungi, Ascomycota, Saccharomycetes, Phaffomycetales, Wickerhamomycetaceae.
AUGUCUGCUCCAAGAAAAACUACCAAAGCUUCAAGAAAGAAGAAGGGUGAAUCAUUAUCUGCUUAUAUGUUCUUUGCUAAUGAUAAUAGAGAUAUUGUUAGAUCUGAAAAUCCAGGUAUUUCAUUUGGUGGUGUUGGUAAAUUAUUAGGUGAAAGAUGGAAAGCUUUAGAUGAUGAAGGUAAAAAACCUUAUAAUGCAAAAGCUGAAGCUGAUAAAAAGAGAUAUGAAGAAGAAAAAGCUAAUUAUCAAGCUCAACAACAAGAUGAAGAAUAA